Messenger RNA from Oppia nitens, 927 nucleotides. Its product is annotated as influenza virus NS1A-binding protein homolog. The record is from RefSeq and is a predicted model, not a curated record. Bases 59 to 904 code for a protein of 281 amino acids. NCBI's taxonomy places the organism in Eukaryota, Metazoa, Arthropoda, Arachnida, Sarcoptiformes, Oppiidae. The transcript has 9 exons. Gene Ontology annotation, molecular function: protein binding.
AUUGUUUGCAAUUGUUUGUCUAUGUCAAUUUCUAAACAUUGGCAUCAAUGGAAAAUCAAUGACACCCCCUGACAACAAUUCAAAAUCAGUCUACAUUUGUGGUGGCGAACAAUUAGAUGACAAUCAUAAUUGUUUUAAAUGGGAUAUCCAGGCAAACAAAUGGUCUGAAUUUGCCCAUACAACACUAGCCAGACAGGGUAACCAACUGGUUGUUGUAAAUCAGACAACAAUGAUUAUAAUUGGCGGCGAAAAGAAUUAUGAUUGGAAUAUUGGAGAAGUUUAUGAUUCAACUAAUAAUAAAUGGAAUCAGUUUACAGUAAUGUCUGAACAUAGAAGUUAUUUAGGCGUCGAAGUUAUCAAUAGUAUUAUAUAUGCUUGUGGUGGCUAUAGUUACAAUGGGGGCAUACAAUCGUGUGAAUUUUAUGAUCCAAAAUUUGGCCAUUGGCAAUUAUUGAAUAAAUUAAUACAUGAACGUUGGAACUAUCAGAUUGUUGCCCAUAAAAAUAACCUGUACCUAAUUGGCGGUUUUGGACAGUCAAGUUACUAUGACGAUAUGGAAAUUAUCAAUGUCAAAACUAGAUUAAGUUCAACUGGGUCAAAAAUGUCAAUGAAAAGAGAUGAUUGUGCUGCAGCAUCCUAUAUGGAUAAAAUUGUUGUAUGCGGUGGCUAUACAACCAAUACAUGCGAAUCAUACGAUACAACCACUGAUAAAUGGACUAAAUUUGCAUCAAUGAAUCGAGUUAGAUUAAAUUUCAAUUUACUAGUUAAUGAUGACAAGCUAUACGCAAUUGGCGGAUUUCCAUUAACAAACGUUAUUGAACUAUACGAUAGUAAAUCGGAUAAAUGGGUUGAUUAUACAACUAUGCCGUUUAAUAAUGCUGGUUUUGGUGCUGUAUUAUUCUAACGAGAAAAACAGUCAACUGGGUA